Messenger RNA from Penicillium atrosanguineum, 411 nucleotides. RefSeq lists its product as uncharacterized. The transcript has 3 exons. Bases 1 to 411 code for a protein of 136 amino acids. NCBI's taxonomy places the organism in Eukaryota, Fungi, Ascomycota, Eurotiomycetes, Eurotiales, Aspergillaceae. The record is from RefSeq and is a predicted model, not a curated record.
AUGCUCUUCUGGUACGAGGUUGGCGUCGGGUUGGGGGAGUGCGAGACAGUUGUUAAACUAGCGACCGGGGUUCCUCGGGUCCAUAUCUAUGGCGCUAUGGUUGACCACGCUGUUGUACCUGCAGAACACUGGGAGCGCGAAUUGCACACCGCAGGGUUCGGACAUGUUGAUUGGACCGACGGCAGCUUACCUGAGAAUGCGUUCCAAAAGGUCAUUAUAGCGCUAAAGUCGGGGGCUCAGGGUCCGCGACUACCAAAGCCAGCUGCCCUCCCAGAGCCCAUCCCGGAGCUCAAUCCGGCAAAUAUUGAGACACGCACGGCGGGGGCAGAGAGGCUCGUAUCCACAUACUCCAAUGGCUGGGCUACGUCCAAGCUGCAUUUCCUUGGCGCCAAAAAGGGAAUGUUCAGCUGA